AUGCUGCCAUGUCUUCUUGUCUUCUCUGCUCUGGGUCUUGGGGCCUUGGGCAUCUCCUCUCGGAAUGAAACACAAACUAAAGAAAUAUCAGAGAAGCUUCAGUAUCUGUUUGGUAAUGUUUCUCAGCUCAUUGAAAAAGGCAAACUGGGUAUGAAUGAUGUGUCCACCAUGGCCUCUAGAAAGGAGUGGGGGGCAGAAGCUGUUGGCUGCAGGACCCAGCUGACCAUGCCAGUGGACUUCCUUGUCAUACACCACAUCCCUGGACUGGAAUGUCACAACCAGACCAUCUGCAGUCAGAAGCUACAGGAGCUGCAUAUGCAUCACAUCCACAACAACAACUGGUGUGACGUGGCCUACAACUUCCUGGUUGGGGAUGAUGGUAGGGUGUAUGAAGGUGUUGGCUGGAAAAUCCAAGGCUGUCACACCCAAGGCUACAGCAACAUCUCCCUGGGUUUUGCCUUCUUUGGCACCAAGGAAGGCCACAGUCCCAGCCCUGCUGCCCUGUCAGCCAUGGAGGGUCUAAUCUAUUACGCUGUCCAGAAGGGCCACCUGUCACCCAGGUAUUUUCAGCCAUUUCUUGUGAAAGGCAAGAACUGCCUAGUGCCUCCACAGAAGAUAGGUCCAAAGAAAGCUUGCCCCAGCAUUGUUACACGGACUGAUUGGGAGGCCAGGGAGUCUCACUGCCCCAAGAUGAACCUCCCAGCUAAGUAUGUUAUCAUCAUUCAUACCUCUGGGAAAACUUGCAGUGUGUCUGAUGAGUGCCACCCACUGGUACGAGAUAUCCAGUCCUUCUUCAUGGACAGACUUGACGCGUGCGACAUUGGGCAUAACUUCCUUGUGGGCCAGGAUGGUGCCAUCUAUGAAGGGACAGGCUGGAAUGCCCAAGGUUCACACACUGCUGGGUAUAAUGACAUUGCUCUGGGCAUUGCCUUCAUAGGCACCUUCACAGGUACCCCACCGAAUGCUGUGGCUCUGGAGGCCACUCAGAGCCUGAUCCAGUGUGCCCUAGACCAGGGGUAUUUGACUCCCAACUACCUGCUGGUGGGGCAGAGUGAUGUUGAAAACACUCUGUCUCCUGGGAAGGCUUUGUACAACAUCAUCAGCACCUGGCCUCACUUCAAGCACUGA
Messenger RNA from Orycteropus afer afer, 1128 nucleotides. The record is from RefSeq and is a predicted model, not a curated record. Lineage: Eukaryota; Metazoa; Chordata; Mammalia; Tubulidentata; Orycteropodidae.